UACAACAAUGCAACAUGUUGCUUCGAAAGGAAAUUGAGAAACUUUUAGUUUGUGUUUUGUUUCUAAUUUCUUCGAGCAAAAGAAACAUCCACUGUCAUCAUCUUCCUUUGGCUCCUUCAAAUAUUCUUAAACCAGUGGAUUGUCAGUCUAUUUAUAUAAAAAGUCCUCCAAAUUCCCCAUUUCUUUUUUAUAAAUUAGAUUUAAAUUUAAAUAUACUUAUAAGACAGGAAGUGGGAUAGCCACGAAACAUAGAAUAGCAAAAGAGAGAAAUAGAGAGGAUGAGCACCACAUCCUCCUCUGUUUUUUUCAUUACAUAUAUUCCAAUCCCACUCCUUAGAUCUUAGCUUUCAUCUUUUUUCUCAUCUGGGUCCUCCUCAAAUGGAAGUCCGCUUUGUUGUUCUGAUUGGUUCAUGAAGGAUCUGAUGUUCCAAGAUUGGAUUUGACGUUUCCUAAUUGUUGUUUCAGUCAGAGCACUAUCUGGGUUCUGUCUGAAUUUUGGACAAGAAAAAAGAUGGAACCAGAUCAUGGGAAGCUCUUCAUUGGUGGGAUUUCCUGGGACACAGAUGAGGAACGGCUCAAGGAAUAUUUCAGGAAGUAUGGAGAGGUUGUGGAGGCUGUGAUCAUGAGGGAUCGUGCAACCGGUCGUGCUCGUGGUUUUGGGUUUGUUGUCUUUGCGGAUCCUGCAGUUGCAGAAAGAGUAGUUAUGGAUAAGCACAUGAUCGAUUGCCGCACAGUGGAAGCAAAGAAGGCUGUUCCUAAGGAGGAUCAGCACAUUUUAAACAGAACUGGGGUUGUCAAUGGUUCCCCCAGUCCUGGACGCACAAAAAAGAUUUUUGUUGGAGGUUUAGCGUCCACAGUCACCGAGAGUGACUUUAAGAAGUACUUUGAUCAAUUUGGAACAGUCACUGAUGUUGUGGUAAUGUAUGAUCACAACACACAAAGGCCAAGAGGCUUUGGUUUUAUUACUUAUGACUCGGAGGAGGCUGUUGACAGAGUUCUGCAUAAAACAUUUCAUGAACUCAAUGGUAAGAUGGUUGAGGUCAAGAGGGCAGUCCCUAAAGGGCUAUCCUCAGGGCCCAGCCGGAGCCCUAUGAUAGGACACAACUAUAGUCCGGGUAGGACCAAUAGUUUCCUCAACAGCUAUGCUCAAAGUUAUAAUAUGAGCCCGAUUGGAGGUUUUGGCAUUAGUAUGGACACCAGGUUCAGUCCAAUCUCUAGUGGUCGUAGCCGGUUGUCUCCAUUUGGCCCUUCUGGAUAUGGAUUAGGUAUGAAUCUGGAGCCAGGGUUGAGCCCAACGUAUGGUGGUAAUUCCAACUUUGGCAGUAGUCUAGGAUAUGCACGAAUGUUGAGCCCCUUUUAUAGUGGCAAUUCACACAGGUAUAAUACCCCUGUUGGAUAUAAUGUGGGUAAUGGGAGGAGCAGUCCUGUAUUAAACACAACUACUCAGAAUGUCUGGGGAAACAGUGGCAUCAACAGUAACUUGAACCCUGCCAGUACCGGGGCUUACUUGACCUCUUCAAAUGGAGGUUUUGAAGUUGCGAGAAAUAAUGGCUCAAAUUGGGGCGCUAAUUCUUUUACAACUGAAAGUAGAGGCAUUGCUUCGGGCUAUAAUAGUGCUAAUGGUUAUGGAAGUGGAAGUAGCAGCUUUGGAUUGGGAGGGGGAGGAUAUGGAAGAAACGGUGACACUUGUGUAGCCCCAACAUCAUCAUUUCCUGGAUCAACUACUGGUUAUGAGGGGUCUUAUGGGGACUUGUACCAGAACAGUUCAGUUUACGGCGACUCAACUUGGCGCUCUAGCAGUCCUGAUCUAGAUGGUUCUAGCACGUUUGGUUAUGGGCUGGGUGAUUUACCUGCAGACGUCACAGCCAAAAGUUCUGGUGGCUAUAUUGGAGGUUACAAUGUUACCAGUAGACAACCAAUUAGAGGAAUUGCUGCUUAGGUGAUUUGUUUGGUAUGAAGAGGUGAAGCGAAACCAGUCAAGCAUUGAAGGAUUGUGAAUAUUAUACGUCUCCCUUAUUAAGAUUUUCAGCUUAUAAGGAAACUGAUCAUGUAGUUCUAACGAGGUUCCUUCAAUUGGAAGUAUACAUAUUCAGAGAGAAAGCAGUUACAUGGAAAUUUGUGUCAAGGUUUGGGAUUUGCUUUUUUCCUCGAAAACUUAGGUUCCCUUCUUAAAAUUCGAUUGAGGUGUAGCAUCAGAUCGCAGGAUAUAUACUCAGGAAGACGGUUUCAAUUAAUGUACCUUCCAUCUCCAGUGGGACGAGCCAGUGUUAGUCUGCCGAAAGAGAUAGAGCAAUUGAUUUUUUAACUUUCGUUUUUUUUUUUCCUUCCUAUUUCGUUUCGUUUCUGUAAGCCUGCAAAGUUGCUGGUGGUUAUAUUUCUUCUGGGAUUUGGUUUUUCUCUAUUUACUCGUGUGAAACAAUAGGACUCCCAACUGGGGUAAACCCCAUCAAUAAGUUUAACAUUUUGAUUCAUUGUUUUUAAGUUCAAUUGUUUUCUCU
This is a messenger RNA of Malus domestica (apple), 2498 nucleotides long. RefSeq names its product heterogeneous nuclear ribonucleoprotein 1-like. Gene Ontology annotation, molecular function: mRNA binding. Gene Ontology annotation, biological process: regulation of translation. NCBI's taxonomy places the organism in Eukaryota, Viridiplantae, Streptophyta, Magnoliopsida, Rosales, Rosaceae. The record is from RefSeq and is a predicted model, not a curated record.